CAGCUUUCUUUGUUUGAAUAUUCCAGUUGAACUGUACAAAAUGUUCAAGUUAAUAGUCUUGAUCCUGCUGGCAUCUCCUGUCUGGUCGGACCUCACUGUUCCUGCUACAAUAGCCGGAGCAUCAACGGGAAGCUCCGGUACAAACGGAAACAUCGUCGCAAACAAUGACAGAAUUCUUGGCAUCUUGAACCAGUUUCAUACAAUCGUCGAAAACUUGUACUACCUCGAGCUGCCGGAACUUAGUAAUGCUUCUGAAAAUUUCCGUCUGGUGAUGGACAGCCUGGUCGAAGUCGGAAGUCCCAUAUUCCAGUCACUGUCCAACGUGGCCAAAAUUUCCUCCGGUGAUCCAGAAAAGGCUUUUAAUGUAGUGCGUGCAAACAUCAAGACAGCGGUUGAUCUCAAUGAAGACCAUAUAGUUCUUGUGAAUCAAACUCGUUUGGUUUUGGGUGAUAACACCACCAACUAUUUCAUGGAUGUGCUGAACAACUUGACCAUCAACUUGAGUAAUGUAUCUCUUAUACUGGAUAACAUUCAGCGAGCGGCUGUGGAAAUUCAAAGCCUUUCUAAAAAAUCUCCAGCUGCGGUAAAUGCAUUGGUGCCUGUCAACGAUAUAAGAGAUCUGAAUGUAGUUCUGAGACAGUACAUCGUUAUUGGUGAUGCCGCGGUUCCCGAAAUUCGAUCUGUCGUCAAUCGUGUUCGUACAGUGGACAGCUUCCUAACCCGUAUUAGCUCUGUUGUCAGCCAGCAACGUCAGCUCUUUAAUGCCAGCUUCUCGCGAAUGCCUUCGUAUAUAGAAAGUAACGUUUUGAGCAAUUUCCGGAGAAGUUUGCAAGGAGUUCGGACCCAAAUAACGGACAGAUAUGGCAACGUAUUGGUUGGAGUUUGGAAGUUAAACGCAUUGAAUGCAAGUGAAAUAAUGAAUAUGACUACUAACAGAACAGUUCCUGUGGUUCAAGGAAUUGCUGAUAACGUUGCAAACAACAUUGAUAUUAUUGUAAAUCAAGUCAACCAGCUGGAAGUUGCUUCUGCCGGACCGUAUGAAGUAUUGAACAGAACUGAAGAAAUGUUGGUUGCCAGCACCCAUCAGAUAUCAUUGGCAAUGACACAACGUGUUAAAAAUGCAGAUACAUGUUUUGCUCGUUACAACUACGAGUUUGAUAAAAUCCCUCGGAAUGUGUAUAGUCAAUUGUACACUUGCGUCUGGGAUACGGCUUCCGAUCUUUCACAAGUUGCUAGUAAUUUGAACUAUGUGCUAAGAUUAAUGGUUAUUGAAUUGAACAAUGAAUUUACCAUCGUGGAACGUUGCACCAAUAUGGUAUCGAGAAACAGCCCAGAUAUCACUAAAAAUCAAGCAGUUGCAUGUUUGGAGUCGGCUCGCUCAUAUUUGGCCAAUCGUCAGGUACCACUUCAACAACUUGUGGACUAUCAGCGUAUGUUCCAGAAGGAAGUGUCCUACAGUGCCGAGCGUUACAAUUUCUGUCUUACCACCACACUGCAUCAGUCGUACGCACAAUCAUUCCGUUUGUAUGAAUUGAUCAACGAAUGCUUGAAUAUUGUACCAACAGUAACACCGAUGCGCAAAUGGUACGGAAAGCUUACAAUUGGAUUUGGUAAAUAAAAUGCGACAUAAGACAUUGUUGAUUUCUAACAUGGAUAAAAUGAAUAAAUAAUAAUUGAAUCAGUUCAGAAUAAUUCCAA
This is a messenger RNA of Culex quinquefasciatus (southern house mosquito), 1698 nucleotides long. RefSeq lists its product as uncharacterized. The record is from RefSeq and is a predicted model, not a curated record. NCBI's taxonomy places the organism in Eukaryota, Metazoa, Arthropoda, Insecta, Diptera, Culicidae. The transcript has a single exon. The coding region runs from base 41 to 1618 and encodes 525 amino acids.